Closterium sp. Yama58-4 is the source of this 1380-nucleotide messenger RNA. NCBI's taxonomy places the organism in Eukaryota, Viridiplantae, Streptophyta, Zygnematophyceae, Desmidiales, Closteriaceae. The record is from the annotation of a GenBank genome assembly.
AUGUGCCGAGCCAUCAGCCGUGGGUGCCGACCCAGCAGCAUCAAGUGCCGAACCACCACCAGCAGGUUCCGAACCAACAGCAUCAGGUUCCGAACCACCAACAGCCAGGGCGGGCUCGCGCAUUCACCUGCAGCACCUCCUGCUGGCAGCAGCAACAGCAGCAGCACCGCGCGCAGCUGUGGGGCGGGCGGCGCAGGAGCAGGGAGGGUGGUGGGUGGAGGGCAGCAGCACCCUGUGUGGUCGGCGCUGCUGCCGCCCGUGUGUGCGGGGUGCCAUGGGUCGCUGGGCUUCUCCCCUGCGCUCUCGUCCAUGGGGGGGUUGUGGCACCCGCAGUGCUUCACGUGCCACGCAUGCAAGCAGACCAUCUCAGAGAAACAGUUCAACAUCAAGGAUGACAAGCCCUACCAUGCAGCAUGCCACCGCCAGCUCUUCCACCCCAAGUGCGCCGUCUGCCAGGACUUUAUCCGCCCCAACCCAGCAGGCAUGAUCAACUUCCGCUCGCACCCCUUCUGGGGAGACAAGUGGUGCCCCGCCCACAUGACUGACAGCACGCCCUCCUGCACCUCCUGCUGUCGCCUGCAGUCUCGCGGUUGCCCCCCUUUCAUCGACCUGCCAGACGGGCGGCAUCUCUGCCUUGACUGCGUUGACUCCGCCGUGCUAGACUCCGCCGACUGCCGCCCGCUUUUUUCGUCAGUUAGCGCCUUCUUUGCCCAGCUGGGGAUGCCAGUGCGGCAGCAGAUUCCGGUGCUGGCAGUGGAGCAGCAGGCAUUGAAUGAUGCUCAGAGGGCGGAGAGGGAGGGCCAUGAGCACGGGUCGCUCACGCGGGGCCUCUGCCUGUCAGAAGAGCAGACCAUUCAGAUGGUGGUGCGGCUGCCCGGCUCUCUCUCCCACGCCUCCUCCUUCUCGGCAGUGGGGCAGCAGACCAUGACGGUGUCUCGCCACUGCGCUGUCACUGCCAUCCUCGUGCUCUAUGGGCUGCCCAGAGUGUUAACGGCGUCCAUCCUAGCACACGAGCUCAUGCACGCGUGGUUCAAGCUCGACGGUGGAUUCCGGCACUUGCCUGCAGAGCUAGAGGAGGGCAUGUGCCAGGUCAUGGCGUACCUAUGGCUGCAAACCCAGGCCCCUCCAGCCCCACACGCCCCAUCACAAGCCCCAUCCCCACACACAUCACAACAAGCCUGCUCCACUGCUCCAUUGGCUCACGAGACGCACAGCAGCUUUCAGCAGCGCUUUGCAGCGUUCUGCCUGCACUCCAUUGCCACUGACGCUUCCCCCGUUUAUGGCGAUGGGUUUCGUGCCGCCCAUGCUGCUGUGCUCAAGCACGGGUUGCUACCUACUCUCGAGCACAUCCGGGCACAUAGAGUACUGCCUAGAGUAUAG